Molecule: messenger RNA, 2888 nt
Organism: Solanum pennellii
Lineage: Eukaryota; Viridiplantae; Streptophyta; Magnoliopsida; Solanales; Solanaceae
Product: scarecrow-like protein 30
Exons: 2
Coding region: 154-2394 (746 amino acids)
Biological process (GO): regulation of DNA-templated transcription
Cellular component (GO): nucleus
Molecular function (GO): DNA-binding transcription factor activity; sequence-specific DNA binding
Source: RefSeq, a predicted model, not a curated record
UAUUCUUUUCUGUUAAGACCCCAACAGUGGAAAAAUUGCAUUUGUGGUGAGUUUAUAUUUAUAGUAUUUUUUAUAACCAAGAAAAGUCAAAUACUCAAUAUCCUUCUUUCUCUUCUUUGAUCAAAAUUUCAGAUUUAGUUGAAAAUUGAUGUAAUGGGGCAAUAUCAUGAGGCAGGAUCUGCAGUUAAAUUAGAGGAUGAAGAUUGCUCAUUUUUCGCUUAUCCGAAUCUGAUUAAUAAUCUCAGAGUUAAUGAUUACUUUCAUGACGAUUAUGAUCCGAAUUUGAUAAAUAAUCUUAGAGUUAGUGAUAAUUUUGUCAACAGGAAUGUUGAUAUUAGUCCAUUUCAAUCUGAUGUCGAACGAAAUACUUUAGUCCCAUCAACUGCAGAUGACUUUCAUGAGGAUUAUGAUUUCAGUGAUGGGGUUCUAAAGUAUAUAAAUCAGAUGCUUAUGGAAGAGGAUAUUGAAGAAAAGACUUGCAUGUUUCAAGAAUCUGCAGCUCUUCAAGCUGCAGAAAGAUCGUUUUACGAAGUUAUUGGAGAGAAGUAUCCUUCUUCCACAAAUCAUGAGAAAUCGUCCACUUUAGGUCAGAUUGAACGUUAUGCUAUGGGCCACUAUAGUGGAAAUGAUGGUCGUGAUGGUUUACUAUGCCCAAAUUGGAUUCUUGAUCUUGGUGAGGAUGAUGUGUCACUUGUUCCCGAUGAUGUUGCUUUGGAUUCAACUUCUCGGUCAUCCAACAGUUUGUCAGGCACUGUCCCGGAUGUGCCUGUGGAUUCUCCUGUGAGUACACUUAGGAUUCCUGACAUAUUUAGUGACGGAGAGUCUGUUAUGCAGUUUAAGAAAGGGGUGGAGGAGGCAAGUAAGUUCCUUCCUACAGGCAAUAGCUUGCUUGCUAGUGUGAGGUAUCAUGUAGUGGGAAAGGAGCUACGGUAUAAAGAGAGGAAAGAUGCAGUCGUAAAGGUUGACAAGUAUGGGGAAAAGCAAUAUACUGAAAGGUCGAGAGGGAAGAAAAAUACCUUUCAUGAAGAUGUAGUAGAUUUAACGGAAGGGAGAAAUAACAAGCAGUCUGCAGUGUUUUCUGAAUCAACUGUCCGAUCGGAAAUGUUUGAUAGGGUGCUGCUAUGCAGUGCAGGGAAAAAUGAAUCUGCUCUUCGUGAAGCCUUGCAGGCUAUAUCAAGGCAAAAUGCAUCGAAGAAUGGCCCUUCAAAGGGAUCUAACGGUAAGAAGUUACAACGAAAGAAAAAAGGGGGUAAAAGAGAUGUGGUAGACUUGAGAACACUUUUGACACUUUGUGCACAAGCUGUUGCUGUAGGUAAUCAACGGACCGCAAAUGAGCUUCUGAAGCAGAUAAGGGAAAGUUCUUCUCCUAUGGGGGACGGAAUGCAGAGGUUGGCACAUUAUUUUGCUGACGGUCUUGAGGCACGGAUGGCUGGUUCCGGUACUCAUAUCUAUAAAGCCCUUAUUACACGGCCUGUAUCAGCAGCUGAUAUCUUGAAAGCGUACCAUCUACUGCUUGCUGCCUGCCCGUUCAGGACUAUGUCUAGCUUUUUCUCAAAUAAGACAAUUAUGAAUCUAGCUGAAAAGGCUUCAACAGUACAUAUUAUAGAUAUUGGCAUUAUGUGGGGUUUCCAAUGGCCUGGCCUCAUACAACGUCUCGCUUCUAGACCAGGUGGACCUCCCAAGCUUCGUAUAACUGGGAUUGAUUUUCCAAAUCCUGGUUUCCGACCAGCAGAAAGGGUUGAGGAAACUGGUAGGCGGUUAGCAAAUUAUGCUGAGAGCUUCAAAGUUCCUUUUGAGUUCAAUGCUAUAGCGCAAAAGUGGGAAACAGUUAAACUCGAGGAUCUUAAGAUCAAUAAGGGUGAGGUUCUUGUGGUAAACUGUCUGUACCGUUUUAGGAAUCUGCUUGAUGAGACUGUGGUGGUCAAUAGUCCAAGAGAUGUUUUUCUGAAUCUUAUCCGGAGGUUGAAUCCAGAUGUUUUCAUACAGGGAACUGUAAAUGGUGGUUAUAAUGCCCCAUUCUUUAUCUCACGAUUCCGUGAGGCUCUUUUUCACUACUCAUCCUUGUUUGAUAUGCUUGAAACUAUUAUUCCCCGGGAAGUGCACGAGAGAAUGCUGGUUGAAAAGAAUAUACUUGGUCAGGAGGCAAUGAAUGCCAUCGCGUGUGAAGGUGCUGAGAGAAUUGAGAGACCAGAAACAUACAAGCAAUGGCAAGUUAGAAUUCUGAAGGCUGGUUUUCGGCAGCUUCCUUUGGAUGAGGAGAUUAUGAGAAUGACAACAGAACGAUUCAAGGUGUACGACAAGAAUUUCAUUAUUGACGUAGAUAGUGAAUGGCUACUGCAGGGCUGGAAGGGUCGUAUUGCAGUUGCACUUUCAACAUGGAAGGCAGCAUAUUGAAUUUGUUCUCAUUCAAGGAGCACAUUCAGCAGCCAUGAUAUACCCCUCUGCCCCUUUGAACAACGAGCUCAUGAACGGUACUCACUUUACCAAGUGCUAGUUAUUAAUUUGGUCAUUUCUUUUAACAAGCACAAAUGUGAAUUGCUAUGUUCAUAAAACUGCUUUGCUUAUGGGGGAGUGGAAGCAGAACUUCAUUUGCUGUCUUCCUCCCCUAACGCGUUGAACUGUGGCAUCAACAACAGGAGAGAGGAAUGACAAAUAGGCGAUAUGUGUAUUGGUUUCUCCUCGUUUAUAUUUUAUAUCAAACAUGUUAGUUAUAUGUAGCAUUUGUAAUGAUUUGUGAAGGUGUUAUAGGCUGGUAACUCUACUAAUAAAGGCGAGUUCCGACAUGCUUAUUCUUCAUUGGCUCUUCUUAUCACGCAUGAGUAGCAUUUUGAUAUUGAUGUUAAAUAUUUGAGCCGAGGGUUUAUUGGAACAGCCUCUCUACCUUUGAA